This is a messenger RNA of Aureobasidium pullulans EXF-150, 2253 nucleotides long. RefSeq lists its product as uncharacterized. The transcript is spliced from 3 exons. Bases 163 to 2253 code for a protein of 696 amino acids. Gene Ontology annotation, biological process: amine metabolic process. The record is from RefSeq and is a predicted model, not a curated record. Lineage: Eukaryota; Fungi; Ascomycota; Dothideomycetes; Dothideales; Saccotheciaceae. Gene Ontology annotation, molecular function: primary methylamine oxidase activity; copper ion binding; quinone binding.
GCCUUGAUAAACUGUCCUUGUACUGCUACAGCUGCUCUGUUCUGAGGAAGUAUCUCGUGUCUAUAUAACUGAGCCUUCCUGAGCCGGGAUUCGUGCUCAUCUUUUGUUCAUAGCACGUACUUCCUCUAUAUCUCUACAAACAUAUCCUCGAAAUUCGACACAAUGGUUUUGGAAAGGCUAAAGCAAAUGUCGGCACAGUUGACUGGUCAGCUUCCGCCACCUCAUCCCCUGGAUCCUCUGUCAAGCAGUGAGAUCAAGGAGGCUGUGGCUAUCGUCCGCAAGGAGUACAACGAUGUCUUCUUCAAUGCUGUUACUCUUUGGGAGCCCAGAAAGAAGGAAAUGAUGGCCUGGUUGGCAUCACCCGAAACUGUGCAGAGACCUCAUCGUGUAGCGGAUAUUGUUGCAAUCGGCAGAGGAAGCAAGGUCUUCGAUGGCACUGUCGAUCUUGAGGAGAAGAAGGUUCUGAGCUGGGAUCUCACGGAGGGUGUUCAGCCACUGAUUACUAUGGAAGAUCUGAACACUGUAGAGAAAGUCGUCCGCACGGAUCCUAAGGUCAUCGAACAAUGCGGCAUCAUUGGAAUUCCUCCUCAAGAUAUGCACAAAGUCUAUUGCGAUCCUUGGACUAUUGGCUACGACGAGAGAUUCGGAAGCAACGUCCGUCUUCAACAAGCAUUGAUGUACUACCGCCCUCACCCCGAUGACAGCCAGUACACAUAUCCUCUGGACUUCUGUCCCAUUUUCAACGCGGAUACCCAAGAGAUCAUCCAUAUCGACAUCCCUAAGGUCAGAAGACAGCUCAAUCAAGCACCACCUAGCAAUUUCCAUGGCGAAGCUAUCGAAAAGGAAAUUGGUCUUAGGACAGACGUGAAGCCUAUCGAGAUUACACAGCCACAAGGUGUGUCUUUCGAGAUGGAUGGACGUACUAUCAAGUGGCAAAACUGGUCUGUUCACAUUGGAUUCAACUAUCGCGAGGGACUCGUCUUGAGCAACAUCAGUUUCAACGACAGAGGCAACGUCAGACCCGUAUUCUACAGAAUGUCUCUUGCUGAGAUGGUAGUGCCGUAUGGUAACCCAGAACACCCUCAUCAGCGCAAGCAUGCAUUUGACCUGGGGGAGUAUGGUGCUGGUUACAUGACCAACAGCUUGUCGCUCGGCUGCGACUGCAAGGGUGCUAUCCAUUACAUGGACGCUGAGUUCGUCAACAGAGCGGGUGAUGCUCAGACCAUCAAGAAUGCUAUCUGUAUUCAUGAAGAGGAUGCUGGCAUCCUAUUCAAGCACACCGACUUCCGUGACGAAUCAUGCACGGUAACUCGAGGCCGCAAGCUCAUCAUCUCGCAAAUCUUCACCGCCGCCAACUACGAAUACUGUGUCUACUGGAUCUUCAUGCAGGACGGUACGAUCCAGCUUGAGAUCAAGCUGACCGGUAUCCUGAACACAUACGCUCUCAACCCUGGCGAGUCAGCUGCUCCUUGGGGCACUGAAGUAUACCCCGGAGUCAAUGCACACAACCACCAGCACCUGUUCUGCUUACGUCUAGACCCUAAUAUCGAUGGACCAAGCAACACUAUUUUCCAAGCCGAUGCAGUGCGUGGAGAUGGCGAAGUCGGUAGCGCAGAGAACUACUACGGCAACGCUUUCUACGCCAAAAAGACGGCGCUGACAACCCCUGCCACUGGUAUGAGCGACUAUGAUGGCAACACCAGCCGUACCUGGGACAUGGCAAAUACCAGCAAGAUCAACCCCUACUCAAAGAAGCCUGUUUCUUACAAGCUGGUCAGCAGAGAAGUGCCUCCACUCUUGCCCAAGGAAAACAGUCUUGUCUGGAAGAGAGCCGGGUUUGCCAGACACGCUGUCCACGUCACCAAGUACUCGGAUGAUCAAAUCCACCCUGCAGGCCGCCACGUUCCCCAAACGUCUGGCGAGCCUUCGCAAGGUAUUCCUGCCUGGAUUUCUGCCGAGCCAGAGGCAAAUCUGGAACAGGAGGAUGUCGUACUUUGGCACACAUUUGGUCUGACGCAUUUCCCUGCUCCCGAGGACUAUCCCAUCAUGCCAGCCGAGCCCAUGACCGUGUUGCUCCGACCUCGCAACUUCUUCACCCAAAAUCCUUGUAUGGAUGUGCCGCCUAGCUACUCAAGCACACCCACACAGAUGGCAGCGGGCAAGAGUGGUAUCAAAGGAGUCGUUGACAAUAUUAGCAGGCUGGCAUUUGGCGAAAAAACCAAGGCAGGAAGUAACGAUUGCUGUGGCAAGUAG